GCCCGGCUGCUCCGACCCCCGCCACCGCGCCCUCUCGCCGCCGCACCCCGGCUCGGCCCGCUCCCAACGGAAAGUUGGGCUGCGGCGGGCGGCGUUUGGAAACCGCGAGCAGGCGUGAGAGCCGCUGGGGGGGCGCCUAGGGCACCGGGAGGCGGCGCCGCGCGGGGGCAACUUCUCCCGGGAACCCGCGCCGCCCGCCCCGUGCCUGGAGCCCCCGAGCGGGCUCGCGGUGGUUCCUCCCGUCCCUCGGCCUCCCCCCGCCGAUUCGAGACGCGGACCUUGGUCCCGGCGGCUCCGCGGCGGUGACACGAGCCCGCGCCGCCGCCUCAGCCUCCGCCGCCUCCUCAGCCCCGCUGCCGCCUUUCCCGCACUAUGGAGUUCUCCGAGAGGAAAAGAAGCAGGAAAUCCCAGAGCUUCAAACUGGUGAGCCGAGAUUAUCACCAUGAGGUAUAUAAGAUCUCAGAAUUCAGCAACGAUGUUAAUGGGGAGGCCAAAGAGACACAACCCAUUUUUUUAGGAGAUGAAAGCAUGGAAAUUAAAAAACAAAUUACAGGGAUGAGAAGAUUACUGAAUGACAGCACUGGGAGGAUAUAUCAGCGUGUUGGCAAAGAAGGAGAAAAAUUAAAAGAAGAGCCCCAGGAUUUGGAUUUAGUCUGGCCUCAGCGUUUGAACUCCUCUGCUGAGGCCCCACAGAGCCUCCAUUCUUCUUCACGUGGUGUGUGGAAUGAGCUAUCACCUCAAAGCGGGCAGUUCUCAGGGCAGUAUGGCACCCGUUCUAGAACCUUCCAGAGUCAGCCCCACACCACUGCAAACUCCAACGGAGAACUUCCAAUGGUGAAUUCGUCAGUUGGAUCAAACUGCUGUACUUGUAACUGCCAGUCAACAUUGCAGGCCAUUCUCCAAGAACUCAAGACCAUGAGGAAAUUAAUGCAAAUUCAAGCAGUUGGAACUCAAAACAGACAACAACCCCCAAUUUCCCUUAUAUGCUCCCAGCGAACUGCUGUGUCACGCAAGAGAAAUAAAAAGAAAAAAGUGCCCCCAAGGACAGUUGAACCUGUUACUGUGAAACAGAAGCCCAGUGUGUUAGAAAUUGAGAAGAAGCCAGCAGCAGGGGCCUUGGAGCACUCUGGUCCCCAAGCCUCAGAGCUCACCUCCACCAAGGACAGCCACGUCCUGGGAUUCGGCAUUGUUCUUGAAUCACCUUCCUCAGAUCCAGAAGUGCAACUUGCUGAAGGCUUUGAUGUGUUUAUGCCUAAGUCUCARCUGGACUCUAUACUGUCAAACUACACUCGCUCAGGAAGCCUUCUGUUUAGAAAACUGGUGUGUGCAUUUUUUGAUGACAAGACUUUGGCUAACUCCUUACCCAAUGGGAAGAGGAAAAGAGGACUCAAUGACAACCGGAAAGGACUAGACCAAAAUAUUGUGGGUGCAAUAAAAGUCUUCACAGAAAAGUACUGUACUGCUAACCAUGUGGAUAAACUUCCUGGCCCAAGAGACUGGGUACAGAUUCUACAGGAUCAAAUUAAACUGGCCAGAAGAAGGUUAAAAAGAGGAUCAGCAGAGGUAGCUGACGGUGAUGAAAGACUGGACGGCAUUUCUCUACCACCAACAGGGAAAAAAGCCUGAGGCCCAGAAACAUUAAAUGACUUCCCCAAGGUCUCAAGAGCUGGUUGAUGGCCUGUCCAGAACCCAGGCCCUUCGACUCCCAGCCCUUACACCGUAGAGCUUUCUUAUACUUAAGCCAAAGCCAGCUUUUCUCUGCAUGUUUCUUAAAGAUCCUAAGAGAUGAUGGAUGUACUAAUCCAUUUAGGAUUCCAUUUCAAUGUCUCACAAUCUUCACAGUUAGAAUGUUCAUCAUCAGUGUACCCAAAAUUUGCUGCAGUUUAAACUCAUUUACUUCAGUCCUCUCUCAGUUUUGCCCAAAGCUGUGAGGUUGUAAUGAAGAAAAUAGUAGAACCACCUGCAGGUCUUAUACUAGACUGCUAAUAGAGAUUGGUUACAAAUUGCUAAGCAGCAUGAUAAAUAAAAAUGUUCAUUCUUUAGAAAAGGGGGAAAGAAGUCACAGAUUGGUGCUCAAAUUUUGAAGUAAUAAAAUCAAAGAAUCUUGAUAGUCUAGCAUGUCCUUUGGUUGCCUCUCUAGAGUAAAAUUCCCAGUCUGGUUGGCUUCUUUGAAUGCAGUGCUAUUGCUAAUACCCCUCCUUCCAUGUGCCAUGACAAGACAUCGGGGCAGUGGAGUCCCCCUUCUUGCACAUGUAUCUUCAUCCUCAGAGUGGAGCCUCACUGAUCAGAACCACAGGAGCCCCAAGGGGCUCUGAUACAGACCUUCAUUAUCUUAUUUCCCUGAUCUGGCCACAGCAGGUCCUUGUUAAAGAUUCAGGAAUGGCCUUAUUACCUUUUUAAGAUCUUUUUUUUCCUUCCAAUUGUGUGUUUUAGGAAGAAGUAGGAAAAGGUGGAAAUCCUUUAGGGUUGCUAUGAACCUGAAGUGGCAGGGCAGGGUCAAAUGCUCAAAUGACUUUUGUUUUGACCUACUAUAGUUAAGCAGCCAUUUAUUUGUCUGGCUUUAACAAAAUCAGAUACAGAUUCUGUAGUGGAGAAAUGUGUUUUCAUAAUUUAUUCCCUCUCCACCCGGUUCUAUAAGCCUUUUGGGGUAUACUGGGGAUUGAUCUCAGGAGUACUCAGCCACUGAGCCACA
Molecule: messenger RNA, 2692 nt
Organism: Urocitellus parryii (Arctic ground squirrel)
Lineage: Eukaryota; Metazoa; Chordata; Mammalia; Rodentia; Sciuridae
Gene: Bend7
Product: BEN domain containing 7
Molecular function (GO): DNA binding
Source: RefSeq, a predicted model, not a curated record